Pelmatolapia mariae (spotted tilapia) is the source of this 838-nucleotide messenger RNA. It is a transcript of the gene prop1, whose product is annotated as PROP paired-like homeobox 1. Bases 1 to 696 code for a protein of 231 amino acids. NCBI's taxonomy places the organism in Eukaryota, Metazoa, Chordata, Actinopteri, Cichliformes, Cichlidae. The record is from RefSeq and is a predicted model, not a curated record. The transcript is spliced from 3 exons. Gene Ontology annotation, biological process: regulation of transcription by RNA polymerase II. Gene Ontology annotation, molecular function: RNA polymerase II transcription regulatory region sequence-specific DNA binding; DNA-binding transcription factor activity, RNA polymerase II-specific.
AUGGCCCAGGUGAAGGUAGCGGGAGAGAGUGUGAGGAUCCACCAGGACAGCACAGAUCUUUACUCCGACAUGGCUACUGUCAGCUCCAGUGCAGAUAUAGGAGAGUCGGUGAGGAAGGGGACAUUGUGCGAGACCUCCGUGGCUGUAGGAUUCAAUAGACGGAGCAGAGCAUACCCCUCCCCAGCCAGAAGACGCCACCGCACCACCUUCAGCCACAAACAGCUGGAGCAGCUGGAAGUGGCGUUUGGACAAAAUCAGUAUCCUGACAUCUACUACAGAGAGGAGCUGGCUCGAAUCACUAAACUCAAUGAGGCUCGCAUACAGGUGUGGUUUCAGAACAGGAGAGCCAAACAGCGUAAGCAGGAGAGGGCCUCGCAGAAGGUUCUCCCAGUGGGCGUGAUGCCAGGCCACAGGGCGCUUCUGGGAGGUGUGCACAUCCAGCCGUCCGGCAUGGCUCGGCAGUACUACCCCCAGCCCCUGCCCCACAUCCCUCGCCUCUCUUCCAUGUUGCCCUCAGGGGCAUACACCCGCCACCCGGGGCCAGGUAGCCAGUGCCCAUGUCCCGGCGCCUCCACUCAGCCAACCUCGCAGCGGCAGCAUGAUGACUGGUACGGCUCACUGAGGAGCAACCUCACCUCGCCCAUGUUCUCGCUCACCUCCAUGCCGCCUCUGGAUCCCACCUCUCACUGGAGCUAAGAAGCACCAGAUGUUUCCACACAGAAUACUAAGAAAGCCUCUUUUUCAUCUUCACAGUUACACACAUCCUGUUUGCUCUCUCACUGCUGCAUUUUCCAGCUAGUCUGUAAAAUAAAAUGUAUCUUCUCAGCCACACCCGAGC